ACUGUCGAUUUUCAAACCCUUCUUAAAACGAAACCAAUUAACGAAAAAACACAACCAGUAGCGCGAUUCCUGUGGCGUUACCGUUUUCACGCGGCAGCUUUGCAACGUACCGUACGGUGGCAUCACUAUCGCACAUAAGCGUAAGACCAGGAAAAUUGCAUUGUAUUUCGCAAUCGCUUCAAGAACAAUAUUUUUCCACAAUAUUCAAAUUCAUAGUUGAAUUAUAUUAAGUCUAAUAGCUCUAGUUCCAGAAAUAAAAAAAAUAACAUUUAUUUUCUAUACCAGUACAUUCGUGAUAUCGAUAACAAUUCUUGUAUAAUUGAUUUCAUCAAUUUAUAUAUAUUAUAUUGCGCAGCCGCUUUUUCUUUUGAAUCUGUUUCGAACAAACGCGCGAGAUUAGGAGAAAACAUUAAGUUUAUCACGAAGCAAUGCACGUGGUACGACAGAAUACAAUCAAACAUUAUUAUCUAUAAUUUUGUAUGUUUAUAAUCACAUCAGUGAGAAGUAAUACAUUUAUGGGGACAAUGGAAGUCAGUGUAGGAGACGUAGUAAUGCCUGGUGAUACUAUAAAAGAUAUUACUACAAUUACCAAAAAAGAAACAAUCAUUUUAGGACCUGGACUUCGUCGUGAAGCUGAUACAGUAUUUGCAUAUAAAGCAGGUGUACUAAAGAAAACAGAACCAGCUGUAUAUUAUGUAGAUAGUUAUCAAAAGCGUUAUGUACCAAACCGCGGAGAAAAUGUAGUUGGUAUAGUAACACAGAGAAGUAGUGAUAUUUUCAAGGUAGAUAUAGGUGCCAGCGAACAAGCAUCUCUUUCAUAUCUGGCAUUUGAAGGAGCUACAAAGAAAAAUCGUCCUGACAUUCAGGUCGGAGACCUUGUGUUUGCAAAGCUUUUAGUUGCCAGUAAAGAUAUGGAACCAGAACUUGUAUGUGUGGAUUCUCAUGGUAAAGAAAAGAAAUUGGGCGCUUUAAGCUCUGAAGGCAUGCUUUUUACUUGUUCUUUGAGUCUUGUCAGAAAAAUAUUAAAUCGCAAUUCCCUAUUGUUCAAAACACUUUCACGUAGUCAAGCAUUUGAAGUUGCAGUUGGUAUGAAUGGUAGAGUUUGGGUCAAAGCAAGGACUAUUCAAGAAACAAUAGCAGUAGCAACUGCUAUUUUGGCAGCAGAAUAUGCUCCACCUAAUGGUAUUAAAAAAUUAUGCUUAGACAUUGAAAAGACUUUACUUUUAACUCAGUGUGGUAAUGUAGAUUAAUUGUAAUAAAGGAAGAAACAAAUGUUAUGAAUGAUUUUAUUUAUUGUAUCAAUAUUUUUAAUGAGUUUUAUAAAUAAAUCUGUAUGAUUUCUUAUA
Bombus impatiens (common eastern bumble bee) is the source of this 1346-nucleotide messenger RNA. RefSeq names its product exosome complex component RRP40 (gene Rrp40). Gene Ontology annotation, molecular function: RNA binding. Gene Ontology annotation, cellular component: nuclear exosome (RNase complex); cytoplasmic exosome (RNase complex). Bases 480 to 1250 code for a protein of 256 amino acids. Gene Ontology annotation, biological process: TRAMP-dependent tRNA surveillance pathway; exonucleolytic trimming to generate mature 3'-end of 5.8S rRNA from tricistronic rRNA transcript (SSU-rRNA, 5.8S rRNA, LSU-rRNA); U4 snRNA 3'-end processing. The record is from RefSeq and is a predicted model, not a curated record. The transcript is spliced from 3 exons. Lineage: Eukaryota; Metazoa; Arthropoda; Insecta; Hymenoptera; Apidae.